Molecule: messenger RNA, 1203 nt
Organism: Helianthus annuus (common sunflower)
Lineage: Eukaryota; Viridiplantae; Streptophyta; Magnoliopsida; Asterales; Asteraceae
Product: peroxidase 72
Exons: 3
Coding region: 49-1041 (330 amino acids)
Biological process (GO): hydrogen peroxide catabolic process; response to oxidative stress
Molecular function (GO): heme binding; peroxidase activity
Source: RefSeq, a predicted model, not a curated record
CAAGACUACACUAGUCUUGGGCUCGAACCAUAUAACCAAAUCACAAAAAUGGCUCACUCACCAAACAUGACCAUGAUGUUCAUAGCUCUCCUGGCUCAAACCACCCUUUGCUUCGCUAAGAUCACCAAUGGAGGUUACCUCUAUCCGCAAUUCUAUGAUCGGUCUUGCCCACAAGUCACCAACAUAGUUCGCUCCAUUGUUGCAAAAGCCGUUGCACAAGACCCACGCAUGGCUGCGUCAUUGCUUAGACUCCAUUUCCAUGAUUGCUUCGUUAAGGGAUGUGAUGCAUCAAUAUUGUUAGACAGUGGCGGCGCCAGGAAUGUAAUUAGCGAGAAAGGUUCCAUUCCCAAUAGCAACUCGGCUCGUGGAUUUGAAGUCAUUGAUGAGAUCAAAGCUGCACUGGAGACGGCCUGUCCACAGACCGUCUCCUGUGCAGAUAUCCUGGCUCUAGCAGCUAGAGACUCUACAGUUUUGAGUGGCGGACCGAGUUGGGAAGUCCCGGUUGGAAGAAGAGACUCACUAGGUGCAAGCUUGCAUGGAUCUAACCACAACAUUCCCGCUCCAAACAACACUUUCCAAACCAUCCUCACCAAGUUCAAGAUCCAAGGUCUUGAUAUCGUCGAUCUUGUAGCGCUUUCAGGAAGUCACACUAUUGGAAAUGCUAGGUGCACCAGCUUCAAGCAAAGGCUAUAUGAAAAAACCGGCAAUGAGCAUACCGAUAAACUGUUUGCAGCACAGUUGCGCAUGAACUGCCCGCAAUCAGGUGGUGACCAGAACCUGUUUUUUCUGGACAAUGUGACCCCUAUGAAGUUUGAUAACGGGUACUACAAGAACUUGAUGGAGUCAAAGGGGGUUUUGAGUUCGGAUCAAAUCUUGUUUAAGGAAAACCAGGAAUCUAUGGAGCUUGUGAAAGAAUAUGCUGCAAAUCAAGACAUGUUUUUUCAACAGUUUGCGAAAUCAAUGGUUAAGAUGGGGAAUAUUAGUCCAUUGACAGGAUUCAGAGGACAGAUCAGAAGAAGUUGUAGGAAUGUCGACGGUUAAAAUUCGUGUUUUACUUGUUUAAAUGGAGGGAACUUUUUAUAUUCUGUUUAUAUAGUUGGAUCCUAUUAUGGAUCAAUAAAAUACUGAAGUUACGUUACAUAGAAACGAAUAUCAUGUAAUAUCUUCAUCAUUGCUAUAUAAAGUUUUUGUUGGUUAUUUUUA